Molecule: messenger RNA, 1442 nt
Organism: Hibiscus syriacus
Lineage: Eukaryota; Viridiplantae; Streptophyta; Magnoliopsida; Malvales; Malvaceae
Product: BES1/BZR1 homolog protein 2-like
Exons: 2
Coding region: 247-1188 (313 amino acids)
Biological process (GO): brassinosteroid mediated signaling pathway; DNA-templated transcription
Molecular function (GO): DNA-binding transcription factor activity
Source: RefSeq, a predicted model, not a curated record
AGAAUCUAAUCUAUAAGGAAGCGUCAAACACUGGGAAAAAAAGGCGUUUAAUCUCCCCCUCUAUAACUAUUAAAAAAGCUUCCAAGUUUCAACGAUAAACAACAGCAGUAUCCUCGUGAAAGAUAGAGACUUGUCUCCUGCGUCUUCUCUUUGGAACUUUGCUCAUAUCUCUCUGUUUCUCCCUUUAAUGCAAAGCUUCUCUUCUUCUUCUUCAUAAACAACAGCAAAGGUGUUUUAAAGAGAAAGAUGACGGGGGCAUCUGGGAGAUUACCGACAUGGAAAGAGAGGGAAAACAACAAGAGGAGGGAACGGAGGAGAAGAGCCAUAGCUGCAAAGAUAUUCACUGGUCUUCGAUCUCAAGGCAAUUAUAAACUUCCUAAACAUUGUGACAACAACGAGGUCUUGAAAGCUCUUUGUGCUGAGGCUGGUUGGAUUGUUGAGGAAGAUGGUACCACUUAUUGCAAGGGAUGCAAGCCACCUCCAUCUGAGCUUGCAGGGACCUCGACAAAUAUCAGUGCUUGUUCAUCUCUUCAACCAAGUCCGCAGUCCUCGUCCUUCCCAAGUCCCGUUCCUUCAUACCAUGCUAGCCCAUCCUCCUCCUUGUGCCCGAGCCCUACUCGAUUCGAUUCAAAUCCAUCAAACUACCUUCUUCCAUUCCUCCACAACAUUGCUGCCAUCCCUAAUAAUCUCCCUCCUCUUAGGAUAUCCAAUAGUGCUCCCGUAACCCCACCUCUUUCAUCCCCUACAUCAAGAGGAUCUAAGCCCAAAGCUGACUGGGAGCACCUUUCAAAUGGCUCUCUGAACUCGAUUCGUCAUCCUCUUUUCGCCACAUCAGCCCCAUCGAGCCCCCCAAGGCGGCACCACCAUGCGCCAGCCACCAUACCUGAAUGCGAUGAAUCUGAUGCCUCGACCGUGGGCUGCGGUCGCUGGAUGAGUUUUCAGACAAUGGCACCGUCCAAUGCAGCCCCUCCUUCACCUACCUUCAACCUUGUGAAGAGGGUUGUUCUACAGAAUCCUCUCCAAGAUGGUGUCACUAGACAUGGAGGGGUCACAUGGGGGACAGUUACAGAGAUGGGAAGAGGCUCGGACUUGGAGUUUGAGAACGGUAGAGUAAAAGCCUGGGAAGGUGAAAGAAUACACGAAGUUGGCGUCGAUGAUCUGGAACUUACACUUGGAAGUCGGAACUAGCAAGACUUGUGCAUAAUGACGUCUCUGCAUUGCAAUAAGAAAUUAAUCAUUCCUCAGCAUUGCUGCAUUAUCGACCGCCAUAUUCAAUGCGAGUUCUUGCAUUGCUCAGAUACCAUCCUUCCAUCAUAUUUUUACAACUUUGUGCUAAAGGAACUCAAGCCUACUAUCACAAUUCAAUUGCCGUUGACCACACUUACAGAGGGCUCGAAUGAGAGACACUACGAGCUCAAUCUUCAAGUGGCAUGAAGGAAAAA